Molecule: messenger RNA, 2531 nt
Organism: Coniophora puteana RWD-64-598 SS2
Lineage: Eukaryota; Fungi; Basidiomycota; Agaricomycetes; Boletales; Coniophoraceae
Product: WD40 repeat-like protein
Exons: 7
Coding region: 122-2449 (775 amino acids)
Biological process (GO): negative regulation of transcription by RNA polymerase II
Cellular component (GO): transcription repressor complex; nucleus
Molecular function (GO): protein binding
Source: RefSeq, a predicted model, not a curated record
ACGAGAUUACGACAUGUUCGUGCAGUGCCUCCGUCGUCAUCGUCGAAUUCGGCCUUGUUGCAGUGCGUGCGUAUUGCGAGACUAGACGCACGUUAUCCAGCAACCAUCAUCUGGCACCAGAAUGUCUCUUUCUGACGCAUCUUCAGACUCUGAAGGUAGCACUCGUCCUCCCGAACCCUUCGAGGGUCACAGCGACACGGUGUUCGUGAUGACGUACUCUCCUGACGGCACUCGAAUCGCCUCGGGCUCAAUGGACUGCACAGUACGAAUCUGGGACUCGCAAACCGGCCUGCAGAUUGGAGAACCUCUGAAAGGCCACAAGGGUAUGGUUAACGCCGCCGCCUUUUCCCCUGAUGGGCAGACGAUUGCCACCGGCUCCUCUGAUAACUCGGUUCGCGUUUGGGAUGCCUUGACACAUGAGCCACUUUUCGAUCCACUCCAAGGCCACACCGACUUGUUGUCCUGGGUAGGCUACUCUCCGGAUGGACAGCGCAUUGCCAGUGUGUCGUACGAUCGGACAGUGCGACUUUGGGACGCAAACUCCGGAGAUUGCGCUGCCAUUCUCGAGCAUCCUGACAAACUUAGCCGCGCCGAUUUCUCUCCCAGCGGCAAGCACCUCGCGACCGCCUGCGACGGCACGCUGUUACGAGUAUGGGAUGUGUCUUUGCAAACCCUCGUUAUACCUCCUUUCAAAGGCCACCAGUCCGGAAUAUGGGUUGUGGCCUAUUCUCCAGAUGGGCGCCUGCUAGCCAGCGGCGGCCGGGAUUGCACUGUUCGUGUAUGGAACGCGGAAACGGGCAACCUACUCAAGAACCCUUUCAAGGGGCACACUCUUGCUGUUUCGGGUCUCGCGUUCACUUUCGACGGACAGGCGCUCAUUAGCGUCUCCCGUGAUAGGAGUGUCCGUGCCUGGGAUCCGAGAACAGGUGACUGCUUGUGGGGUCCGGUAUAUAGCCCCGCGUUUCUCAGGUACAUCUCUGCGUCUCCUACGGACAGUACCAUCGUCUAUGGCAGGGGCUCCAGCAUGUCAUCAUUGGCGUGGUUCCCCGGAGGAAUCCGCUUUGCAACUGCAGCACAUAACGAUACAAUUAGGAUCUGGGGCGCAAAGACGAACAAAGACCCGAUAGAAAGCUACUCUAACCACAGCAUCGGCACGACCUCCCUCGGCAUUUCUCGCGAUGGCACCAUGUUGGCCAGCGGCUCUAAAGACAACUCAAUCUCUCUGUGGAACACGGAAACCAAGAAGCUUGCGAUGGAUCCUCUCGCUGGACAUACAGCGACCGUCACCGCCAUCAGAUUCACACCCGAUUGCUCUCGUCUUGCCAGCGCCAGUAGCGACCGGACCAUACGCACAUGGGACACGCAGACUGGUGGUACACUUCUUGUUAUUGAAGGACACGACGGACCUGUCAACACUCUCAGUAUGUUUUCUGAUGGAUCCAGGCUGGCGAGCGGCUCUCGCGACCACACAGUGCGUAUUUGGGACACCGAGACAGGCUCUCUCGUAGCGGGACCAUACAAGCACGAUGACACUGUGCACUCGGUUUGCUGGUCCCCAGACGGAACGUGCGUUAUCAGCGGCUCGAAAGACAAAUCAGCACGAGUGUGGCGCAUCUCUAGUGGAGAGGAGUUGCUCCGAAUAGAACAUCUUGAUGCCGUCCGCUGCGUGGAGUAUGCACCUAAUGGGCGAACGUUCUUGACCGCGUCAAAUAGCAAGACUGUGGCCAUCUGGAGUGCGCCUACUGGCCAGCUGAUAUGGUCUCUUGAACAUGAGAGUGCCGUACUUGUAGCUGCGUUCUCGCUGGAUGGAUCACGGAUUGCGAGCGGGACAGGUGAUGGAUGCAUCAGAGUUUGGGAUACGGUGAAAGGAAAGGUGCUUUUGGGACAGGGAUCGGAGAAUAACGACGGAGACCACGAAUCUGUCCAUGAAGUCAAAGGAGAAGUAUACCGGGAGCGGAAAGUUCACGCAGCUGACGAAAGCUUUAUGAACCUUCCGGCGACGAUUCGAAGACAAGGGCCUGCCUACGGGAGCGCACGUCAGCCGGGCGCUCAGCAUGAUUAUCCUUCCGACCACCGCCAAGCUACACAAUCACAUUCCUUCUCGGCACAUAAAGGUCGCGGCCCAGUGUUUAUCGUCAAGAAGCUCUUUGGAUUGACCAGUGACCAACGCUUGCAUAACAGCGAAGGAUCGGGAGGUAGUACCUUUAAGAGUGCAGCCAUUUUCAGAUUACGUCGUAUUAAAUCAGUUUCUGUUGCCCGGGCCAAGGAGCGCCUUGCCGGUGCCCCUGAACGGCGGAGAAGGCAUAACAAUGAUGAAGACACAGAAUCGGAGAGGGAGGGUGGAGGGAGCGCGGAUGCUACUUCUGCUCCUGAACGUACUCCCUCCCAUCUUCCAAACGAUAUGCAAUCCACCGACCAAGUCAACCAGUGUUCAUGCGUGCCAUGGUAAAUGAUGAUGCCGAGUGGAUUAGUGGUACGCUGGUAUUCCAUGACAUUCACCUUACGAUAGCGAUGCCUACAAUGUACUCUCG